This is a messenger RNA of Homo sapiens (human), 8844 nucleotides long. RefSeq names its product ATP binding cassette subfamily C member 9 (gene ABCC9). The transcript has 41 exons. Bases 364 to 5013 code for a protein of 1549 amino acids. NCBI's taxonomy places the organism in Eukaryota, Metazoa, Chordata, Mammalia, Primates, Hominidae. Gene Ontology annotation, molecular function: potassium channel activity; inward rectifier potassium channel activity; protein-containing complex binding. Gene Ontology annotation, cellular component: inward rectifying potassium channel; mitochondrion; sarcolemma. The record is from RefSeq and is marked reviewed. Gene Ontology annotation, biological process: potassium ion transport; transmembrane transport; response to ATP.
GUCAAAGCUGAGCAGAGCAGGGAUGGGGAAGGUCUCCGGCCCCAGGCGCGGCGCGCGGGGCUUCUGCCCAGUUUCCUGCUUCUCAGCCGCGGUGUCUGCCCCGGCCCAGAGCAGUCUGUGCAAUUUAGAAACUCGAUAGGAGGCAGCAGCUGGUCUCCCACCACCCUAAAAAUAAUCCGUUCCGGCGCACUGCGUGCUUCGCCUAGGGGAGGAAAACUGUCAUCGGAGAGUUCUGCGUCCGGGUUUGAAAUUUACAUCUUAAGACAGUGUAGGAAGUCGGUGUUUUGAAGGUAGCUCAAGUGCACCGGCAGGGGUUUGAAGCAGCGUGAAGCUAUUGCCCAAGAGUAAACCAUAUAAGAAGAAAUGAGCCUUUCAUUUUGUGGUAACAACAUUUCUUCAUAUAAUAUCAACGAUGGUGUACUACAAAAUUCCUGCUUUGUGGAUGCCCUCAACCUGGUCCCUCAUGUCUUUCUGUUGUUUAUCACUUUUCCAAUAUUGUUUAUUGGGUGGGGGAGCCAAAGCUCAAAAGUACAAAUUCACCACAACACAUGGCUUCAUUUUCCGGGACAUAACCUGAGAUGGAUUCUUACAUUCGCUCUCCUGUUUGUGCAUGUCUGUGAAAUAGCAGAAGGCAUUGUUUCAGACUCGCGGCGGGAAUCAAGGCACCUCCACCUCUUUAUGCCAGCCGUGAUGGGAUUCGUUGCCACUACAACAUCGAUAGUGUAUUAUCAUAAUAUCGAAACAUCAAAUUUUCCUAAAUUACUUUUAGCCCUGUUCCUGUAUUGGGUAAUGGCCUUUAUUACAAAAACAAUAAAAUUGGUUAAGUACUGUCAGUCUGGCUUGGACAUAUCAAACCUGCGUUUCUGCAUCACAGGCAUGAUGGUCAUCUUGAAUGGGCUCUUGAUGGCUGUGGAGAUCAAUGUCAUUCGAGUCAGGAGAUAUGUAUUUUUCAUGAAUCCUCAGAAAGUAAAGCCUCCUGAAGACCUCCAGGAUCUGGGAGUGAGAUUUCUUCAACCAUUUGUGAAUUUGCUGUCAAAAGCAACAUACUGGUGGAUGAACACACUUAUUAUAUCUGCUCACAAAAAGCCUAUUGAUCUGAAGGCAAUUGGAAAAUUGCCAAUAGCAAUGAGAGCAGUAACAAAUUAUGUUUGCCUGAAAGAUGCAUAUGAAGAACAAAAGAAAAAAGUUGCAGAUCAUCCAAAUCGGACUCCAUCUAUAUGGCUUGCAAUGUACAGAGCUUUUGGGCGACCAAUUCUACUUAGUAGCACAUUCCGCUAUCUGGCUGAUUUACUGGGUUUUGCUGGACCUCUUUGUAUUUCUGGAAUAGUUCAGCGUGUGAAUGAAACCCAGAAUGGGACAAAUAACACAACUGGAAUUUCAGAAACCCUCUCAUCAAAGGAAUUUCUUGAAAACGCUUACGUUCUAGCAGUUCUUCUCUUCUUGGCUCUUAUUCUGCAAAGGACAUUUUUGCAGGCUUCCUACUAUGUAACCAUAGAGACUGGCAUUAACCUCCGUGGAGCUCUGCUGGCCAUGAUUUAUAAUAAAAUCCUUAGGCUCUCUACGUCUAACUUAUCCAUGGGGGAGAUGACUCUGGGGCAGAUCAACAACUUAGUCGCCAUUGAAACUAAUCAACUCAUGUGGUUUUUGUUCCUGUGUCCCAAUCUAUGGGCUAUGCCUGUUCAGAUCAUAAUGGGCGUGAUUCUGCUCUAUAAUUUACUUGGAUCAAGUGCAUUGGUCGGUGCAGCUGUCAUUGUGCUCCUUGCGCCAAUUCAGUACUUUAUUGCUACAAAGUUGGCAGAGGCUCAGAAAAGUACACUUGAUUAUUCCACUGAGAGACUCAAGAAAACAAAUGAAAUAUUGAAAGGCAUCAAACUUCUAAAAUUGUAUGCCUGGGAACACAUUUUCUGCAAAAGUGUGGAGGAAACAAGAAUGAAAGAACUAUCUAGUCUCAAAACCUUUGCACUAUAUACAUCACUCUCCAUCUUCAUGAAUGCAGCAAUUCCCAUAGCAGCUGUUCUUGCUACAUUUGUGACCCAUGCGUAUGCCAGUGGAAACAAUCUGAAACCUGCAGAGGCCUUUGCUUCACUGUCUCUCUUCCAUAUCCUGGUCACACCACUGUUCCUGCUCUCCACGGUGGUCAGAUUUGCAGUCAAAGCCAUCAUAAGUGUUCAAAAGCUGAAUGAGUUUCUCUUGAGUGAUGAGAUUGGUGACGACAGUUGGCGAACUGGUGAAAGUUCGCUUCCUUUUGAGUCCUGUAAGAAGCACACUGGAGUUCAGCCAAAAACUAUAAACAGGAAACAGCCUGGAAGAUAUCACCUGGACAGCUAUGAGCAAUCAACACGGCGUCUACGUCCCGCAGAAACAGAGGACAUUGCAAUAAAGGUCACAAAUGGAUACUUUUCAUGGGGCAGUGGUUUAGCUACAUUAUCCAAUAUAGAUAUUCGAAUUCCAACAGGUCAGUUAACCAUGAUUGUGGGCCAAGUAGGAUGUGGGAAGUCCUCUCUUCUCCUUGCCAUCCUCGGUGAGAUGCAGACAUUGGAAGGAAAAGUUCACUGGAGCAAUGUAAAUGAAUCUGAGCCUUCUUUUGAAGCAACCAGAAGUAGGAACAGGUACUCUGUGGCAUAUGCAGCUCAAAAGCCUUGGCUAUUAAAUGCUACAGUAGAAGAAAAUAUUACUUUUGGAAGUCCUUUUAACAAACAGAGGUACAAAGCUGUCACAGAUGCCUGUUCUCUUCAGCCAGAUAUUGACUUAUUACCAUUUGGAGAUCAAACUGAAAUUGGAGAGAGGGGCAUCAACCUGAGUGGGGGACAGAGGCAGAGAAUCUGUGUGGCACGAGCGCUGUAUCAAAACACCAACAUUGUCUUUUUGGAUGAUCCAUUCUCAGCCCUGGACAUUCACUUGAGUGAUCAUUUAAUGCAGGAGGGGAUUUUGAAAUUCCUGCAAGAUGACAAAAGGACACUCGUUCUUGUGACUCACAAAUUACAGUAUCUGACGCAUGCUGACUGGAUCAUAGCCAUGAAAGAUGGAAGUGUCCUAAGAGAAGGAACUUUGAAGGACAUUCAAACCAAAGAUGUUGAGCUUUAUGAACACUGGAAAACACUUAUGAAUCGGCAAGAUCAAGAAUUAGAAAAGGAUAUGGAAGCUGACCAAACUACUUUAGAGAGGAAAACUCUCCGACGGGCCAUGUAUUCAAGAGAAGCCAAAGCCCAGAUGGAGGACGAAGACGAAGAGGAAGAAGAGGAGGAAGAUGAGGAUGAUAACAUGUCCACUGUAAUGAGGCUCAGGACUAAAAUGCCAUGGAAAACCUGCUGGCGCUACCUGACAUCUGGAGGAUUCUUCCUGCUCAUCCUGAUGAUUUUCUCUAAGCUUUUGAAGCAUUCGGUCAUUGUAGCUAUAGACUAUUGGCUGGCCACAUGGACAUCGGAGUACAGUAUAAACAAUACUGGAAAAGCUGAUCAGACCUACUAUGUGGCUGGCUUUAGCAUACUCUGUGGAGCAGGCAUUUUCCUUUGCCUUGUUACAUCCCUCACUGUAGAAUGGAUGGGUCUCACAGCUGCCAAAAAUCUUCACCACAACCUUCUCAAUAAGAUAAUCCUUGGACCAAUAAGGUUUUUUGAUACCACACCCCUGGGACUGAUUCUCAAUCGCUUUUCAGCUGAUACUAAUAUCAUUGAUCAGCACAUCCCUCCAACCUUGGAAUCUCUAACUCGCUCAACACUGCUCUGCCUGUCUGCCAUUGGGAUGAUUUCUUAUGCUACUCCUGUGUUCCUGGUUGCUCUCCUGCCCCUUGGUGUUGCCUUUUAUUUUAUCCAGAAAUACUUUCGGGUUGCCUCUAAGGACCUCCAGGAACUUGACGAUAGUACCCAGCUCCCUCUGCUCUGUCACUUCUCAGAAACAGCAGAAGGACUCACCACCAUUCGGGCCUUUAGGCAUGAAACCAGAUUUAAACAACGUAUGCUGGAACUGACGGAUACAAACAACAUUGCCUACUUAUUUCUCUCAGCUGCCAACAGAUGGCUGGAGGUCAGGACGGAUUAUCUGGGAGCUUGCAUUGUCCUCACUGCAUCUAUAGCAUCCAUUAGUGGGUCUUCGAAUUCUGGAUUGGUAGGCUUGGGUCUUCUGUAUGCACUUACGAUAACCAAUUAUUUGAAUUGGGUUGUGAGGAACUUGGCUGACCUGGAGGUCCAGAUGGGUGCAGUGAAGAAGGUGAACAGUUUCCUGACUAUGGAGUCAGAGAACUAUGAAGGCACAAUGGAUCCUUCUCAAGUUCCAGAACAUUGGCCACAAGAAGGGGAGAUCAAGAUACAUGAUCUGUGUGUCAGAUAUGAAAAUAAUCUGAAACCUGUUCUUAAGCACGUCAAGGCUUACAUCAAACCUGGACAAAAGGUGGGCAUAUGUGGUCGCACUGGCAGUGGGAAAUCAUCGUUAUCUCUGGCUUUCUUCAGAAUGGUUGAUAUAUUUGAUGGAAAAAUUGUCAUUGAUGGGAUAGACAUUUCCAAAUUACCACUGCACACACUACGUUCUAGACUUUCAAUCAUUCUGCAGGAUCCAAUACUAUUCAGUGGUUCCAUUAGAUUUAAUUUAGAUCCAGAGUGCAAAUGCACAGAUGACAGACUCUGGGAAGCCUUAGAAAUUGCUCAGCUGAAGAAUAUGGUCAAAUCUCUACCUGGAGGUCUAGAUGCGGUUGUCACUGAAGGUGGGGAGAAUUUUAGCGUUGGACAGAGACAGCUAUUUUGCCUUGCCAGGGCCUUUGUCCGCAAAAGCAGCAUUCUUAUUAUGGAUGAGGCAACAGCUUCCAUUGACAUGGCCACAGAGAAUAUUUUGCAAAAAGUAGUAAUGACAGCCUUUGCAGACCGGACCGUGGUGACAAUAGCUCACCGUGUCUCUUCUAUUAUGGAUGCAGGCCUUGUUUUAGUCUUUUCUGAGGGUAUUUUAGUGGAGUGUGAUACUGUCCCAAAUUUGCUCGCCCACAAGAAUGGCCUCUUUUCCACUUUGGUGAUGACCAACAAGUAGACCAUCAUGAUCUAUUGCACCAAGUCUGUCAUUCUCCGCAUCGAGUACACACUAUUCUGACGGCAGACCUGGUUAUUGUGAUGAAGCGAGGAAAUAUUUUAGAAUAUGACACUCCAGAAAGCCUCUUGGCUCAGGAAAAUGGAGUAUUUGCUUCUUUUGUUCGCGCAGACAUGUGAAGGAGUGUCUUAAAACAAUACAUGUAUUUAAAAUAAUGCAGUCAUAACCUAAUUAAUGGAUCAUCAGCUUGACCUCUGUAAAGUGGCAUCUUAAAACUUUUACAGAUUUUUGCACAAAAAGUGGACAUUUAUUUUUCCUGUUUUUAAAACAGUUUUUCAAGAUAUUAUUGCUUAAUAUGUUCAUUAUUGAUGUUUUUAUAGUGAUCCAGCCACUCUAGCUUUAAGAAUAGCUAGGUUGUAUUAAAACAUGUAAGCUACUUUAAGUGAUAAAUCAAUAGCUAAAGUUUUCUCCUAACUUUAAGUCUGGUAAAUAUCUCUCAGGAAUGGAAGUGUCAAUGAGUAGUCAGUAUUACUAUACUCUUGUUUGUAAGAAUAUAUUUUCCUUAUUGUUGGAGUCUCCAGAGGUUAUUGGAAGGAAUAAAAAAGGACAUGUUUUCUAACGAAACUCUCAAAUUCAUUAUCUACUUCAUGAGAAUUUAUUUGUAUUCAUUAACAUUAGUAAUACCUAUUUUUCUUAAGAGCCUUCUUUUUUCCCUUUUGUUUCUUGUCACCAAGAAGUUAUCACACUUAUACUUAUUCUAUAAGGCCAAAGCCUUAUCUAGAAAGAUCAUGAAGAGUUUGGAUAUUUUUAAAACUAUACUCGAAUUUUCAUUUUUUCCUGUCCUGUAAAGAGAGAAUUCUUAAGAUAUCAGGCAUAAUGUAUGUACCUUUUCCAGACUGAAGUUCAAAGAAUGAUUAGGUUCAAUCUUUCAGUGGCAGGCCAGCUAAACUUUCUAUAGUUUAAUGAUUAGCUGUGGUUAUGAUCUUGAGCCCUAACAUGCCACAUUACUCAAGAUUUACACAGGCAAGUGACUUCAUUUGGCACUGCUAAUAAUGGCAGGUGAACAUUCCUCUCAGGUGUGAGAUAUUUCCUAUGAAACAGUCCACUGGCAGGCUGGAGAUAUCUUACACUUUGAAGUUAUAUAUAUAUAAAACAAGUGUCUAUUUCUAGCUGAAAGAGUUUACCUCUUCUAGACAUUUAUGCCCAAUGGUGUCACACAUGAUCAUUUGCUCCUGCUCUAAUUUUAAUGUGCAUACAAAAAAUAUACCAAAAAUGUUAUUGUAAUUUUAAUGAGCAUGUAAAGAGUGUAUCAAAAAUUGAUGGGAUAUUAGUGUUAGGUUUUGCUUAAAUGAAAAUUAAUAAAUUCAAAAAUACUAAAAGUCACCUUCUUUGUCACGUUAGCAACCAGUUUCUACUAUUCUGUGCCCAUCCAGUGUCAAUAUCAUUGAUUUCUUUUUCAUAUGAAGAUCCACAUGCAUUGUAAGAUUGUGAAGAUAUAUAAAAUUGAUGAAUUAAGAGAAAUUAUGCCACUUUCCUAUAGUUUCUGUGUUCUGUUUAUUGUAUGGUGUAUUCACUCUUGGAAAAUAUGUAAUAGUUGUGUAUCCAGAAUAUGUGUCUUCACCUGAAUAUUUAAUCUUUAUAUUUACAAAAAAAUAAGUUCCACAAGAUGGACAAAAAUGGUCCAUGAUAUUUAGCUUAAAUUGUAACCUUUUGUUGUGUAUAUAAAACUUCCUUGGAAGAAAAUAACCUUAUUGUUUUCUUAAAGCUAAACAGAAUAGGAUUGGUACUCAUUAAUUAUGUCUUGCAAAUAUUUUCUAAAAAUUCAACCACUCUCCUAAAAUGGUGUUUAAAUAUUUUGUAGGGCAGAAUAUGCAUAUUGCCUGUUAGCAAGUAAUAAUUCAUUCUCAUAGAGAAAUGGGUUUUUACCCAUGGAAGUAAUCUUUUUUUUUUCUUUUUUUUUUUUAAUUUUUUUUUUAAUAUACUUUAAGUUUUAGGGUACAUGUGCACAUUGUGCAGGUUAGUUACAUAUAUAUACAUGUGCCAUGCUGGUGCGCUGCACCCACUAACUCGUCAUCUAGCAUUAGGUAUAUCUCCCAAUGCUAUCCCUCCCCACUCCCCCCACCCCACCACAGUCCCCAGAGUGUGAUAUUCCCCUUCCUGUGUCCAUGUGAUCUCAUUGUUCAAUUCCCACCUAUGAGUGAGAAUAUGCGGUGUUUGGUUUUUUGUUCUUGCGAUAGUUUACUGAGAAUGAUGGUUUCCAGUUUCAUCCAUGUCCCUACAAAGGACAUGAACUCAUCAUUUUGUAUGGCUGCAUAGUAUUCCAUGGUGUAUAUGUGCCACAUUUUCUUAAUCCAGUCUAUCAUUGUUGGACAUUUGGGUUGGUUCCAAGUCUUUGCUAUUGUGAAUAAUGCCGCAAUAAACAUACGUGUGCAUGUGUCUUUAUAGCAGCAUGAUUUAUAGUCAUUUGGGUAUAUACCCAGUAAUGGGAUGGCUGGGUCAAAUGGUAUUUCUAGUUCUAGAUCCCUGAGGAAUCGCCACACUGACUUCCACAAUGGUUAAACUAAAGAGCUUCUGCACAGCAAAAGAAACUACCAUCAGAGUGAACAGGCAACCUACAACAUGGGAGAAAAUUUUCGCAACCUACUCAUCUGACAAAGGGCUAAUAUCCAGAAUCUACAAUGAACUCAAACAAAUUUACAAGAAAAAAACAAACAACCCCAUCAAAAAGUGGGUGAAGGACAUGAACAGACACUUCUCAAAAGAAGACAUUUAUGCAGCCAAAAAACACAUGAAAAAAUGCUCAUCAUCACUGGCCAUCAGAGAAAUGCAAAUCAAAACCACUAUGAGAUAUCAUCUCACACCAGUUAGAAUGGCAAUCAUUAAAAAGUCAGGAAACAACAGGUGCUGGAGAGGAUGUGGAGAAAUAGGAACACUUUUACACUGUUGGUGGGACUGUAAACUAGUUCAACCAUUGUGGAAGUAAUCUUUUAAUGAUAUUUUCUUAUUAUAUUGCUACAGGCAACAUCAGUAGAAGCCUAUCUAGUUACACUAAACUAAAGAUCACAUUCACCAUUCUUACAGCCAAGUGGUUGCUGGUCCCCUCAUAACUUUUAGUUACUUAAGUUGAGUAAAUGUCUAAUUGUUUACAAACUAAAUUGACUAAAUAAGGUCAAGGAUAAUGUUUUUCAUUGAUUAACCAUUUAUUAUACAUAUAAUCUAUUGAAUAUAAAAAGAUUCACCUUGAAAUAAUAUUUGACUAUAUAGGUACAUAUCUGUAAAAGAUGACCACCUUAACUAAAUCAGAUUUUACAUUUAUAAAUUUUAUAUUUAAUUAGUCAAAUCAAUUUUUAAAUCAUAACUCCUUAAUCUCAUAAGAAGCAAUAAAUGCAUAAAGCAUUAUAUUAAAAUACCAGGGUUACUUAUGUCAUUGACAGGGAAAAGACUUUGUAUAAACAAUUAUGCACCAUCUAUUUUUGUACUCUUACUCAUGAUCCAUUUAAAAGUCUACUCAGCUCUAGAUUAGAUACCAGAAGACCCUCUAAGUAACUGAUAACUGAGAUUCGGGACCAUGUCUUGUUUGCCAUUGUGCCCUUGGAAUUUAAUACAAGUGCCUAACCCACAGUAGGGUUGAUUGAUUCACUGAUUAGUUUUACUGCCAUGUGCCUAUAACUAUAGGUUAUUCUCUUUCCUUUUCUAUGUUGUGUUUAUUCUAUUUAUUCUCUACAAUAUAUAAAAUGUAUUUGUUCUCUACAAUAAAUGUGUUUAUUCUCUACAAUAUAUAAAAACAUAUUGGACUACUAUUACAUAAUUAAAUUACUCUUUUAUUUGCUUAAA